Molecule: messenger RNA, 1096 nt
Organism: Alosa alosa (allis shad)
Lineage: Eukaryota; Metazoa; Chordata; Actinopteri; Clupeiformes; Clupeidae
Product: P2X purinoceptor 7-like
Exons: 2
Coding region: 401-1096 (231 amino acids)
Biological process (GO): monoatomic ion transport
Cellular component (GO): membrane
Molecular function (GO): purinergic nucleotide receptor activity; ATP binding; monoatomic ion channel activity
Source: RefSeq, a predicted model, not a curated record
CGUGUGGAGCAAUGUCUACCGAGGUGAGUAAAAUAUUACACAGUAUCAUAGAACAUUGACAUGUACAUUUUGUAUUGUGUUAUCACCCAUAAGCUGUAACGGGUUGUACGGAUGAAGCUAGCAAACGUUACUGCUUAUUCUUAUAGCCCCCAAUGGAACUGUGAGAAAUAUUUUCUCCCGUCGAGAAUGCAACGUUAGCUUUGUCUGCACGACGAUAACGUUAGCUAAACUUGGCAAUUACAAUGACUGUGUUUAACAUUUUAUUAUUGAACAAGUGUAGAUCAGAAAGGAGUUAGUUGACCUAAGUAUAAACAAUGCACGACCAUUCAUUUUCCUUAACUGGGUCAUUAAAAGUUAGCGUAAUAAAUUAGCUCCUGACAGACUACAUGAGACGCUGACAAUGUUUCAUCAAAUGACAACAUUACAGGAUUCAACUUCGACUUCGGCCUCGUCUGAAUUCACCCCUCAGGCGAUAGGAAGUGCGAGAGCUAAACCUACAAGGCCAAGGGCACCGAGGAGGGGCACAAGACAGAAGGACCUCGAACCUGAUGUCCAGAGCAGGCUGAGGGAACUGCGGGAGAAAAGGACUGCUGAGACAAAGGAGAGAAUUCAUUCUCUGGAGCCUGGCCAGAAGGACGUACUCCUUGAGAAAGUACUCUCUAGACUACCAGGGUUGAUGUUUGACCUGUUAUCCUUGACGGAGGUAGCCCAGCAACCAGACCCUGACCAAGGAGGACUUCACUGGUGCGUGUGUGACCAUUGCCGGGAUAUGGCAACGGACAUCGAGAAGGUCUGCUGUCGCCAACCCCCCGAGCAUUGCAUCAGUGAGAUGGCAUACAUGGCAUACUAUGUCUUAGACGAGGGGGUGUUGCGCCUGGCCCGUAGAGCUUGGAAUGACAUUUUUGCCAUAAAUGAUCACCAGGAGCCAGGGGAGGAGCAGCGACAGUAUAGACAUUCAGCCUACCGCCAGUUUGUGCUGUGGCAGUAUGGCCGCCUUGGAAUAGGGAACAGGGUGGUCAUCCCAAGCGGUUGCGUGUGGAAGAUUAGAGACUCCUUUCCUGACCCAAGGGGUCAGUACACAGGCCCCGUCAUGUGA